AUGCAAGCGGUCCUUAACAUCUGCCGUCGGCACCCGCAGGCCUCUGGAUUCUUCCCUGAUGAUGAUGGCGUGGCGUGCGCGCUGUGCGACCCCCAGGCGGGCAACGAAACUUCAUUUCAAAACGGGUUCUCAGAGGCCGCGUCGUGGGCGCCCGCCGCGCUGUCGGGCGGCAAGUGCGUCUGCACCUCGCCCGGCCCCGGCCGCGUGGUCGCGCGGAUGGCGUCCGGCGGCCGCCGCUACGCGCGGUGCGUCGUCUGCCCGGCGGGCGACGCCGCCGACGCGGCAGCGGGCGCGUGCGUGCCGGCUGGGGGCGGGCUGAGGACGCCUGAGGGUGACCUGGCGUAUGUUGUGGCGGCGCUGAAUGCUAAGGGCGCGGGCAUCAACCUGCAGACGGCCACACAGGCGACCAUCCAGGCAGUGCAGGAGCCGUCUGGCGCGAGCCCUGCGUACGUCAUCGACGCCUCCGCCCCCCUGGAGCGCUGGCUCGGCCCUGCGGCGCGCAGCUGCAUGGACGACGGGGACAGGCAGGGGUGCAAUGCGGUGGCAAACCUCUGCGCCCUGCAGCUCUACAGCCCUGACGCAGCGGCGUGUGCGCUGUACGACGAGCUGGUGCUUCUGCAGCAGGGCGCGGGCGCCGCGGCGCUCGCCCGGCGCGGCCAGGCCUCGGCUGCGGCGCGGCCGGAGACGGGGGCGCUGCCGUGGCUGCUGUAUGGCGCUGGCACUGACUACCUCGCCGCCACUGACGUCCAGUUCACGGCGAGCCUGGCGCCGGGCGCUGCAAAGCUGCGGCUGGUGCUGUCGGAGUUUGACAUUUAUGGGACGUGGCUGGGGCUGCGGGACUGGACAGUGCAGCUGCAGGCCUGCGGGACCGGCGUUGGCGACGCCGACGCGUGGAACCGGUUUGGAACGAGUUACACCACCAGCUGCCAAGUAGGGGUUGACUCCUUGCUGGCGAUAGCUGACUACAGCUCAAACGGACCGAGGCUGUACGACCCUUACCUGAUGCAGGACGACGGCACCCUGUACCCAGUGCCGGUGCUGGUGACUAACCGGCCGCUCGGCGGCGCCGGGGGCGUGGGACAGUCGUACGGCCACGUGCGGCGCUUCUUCUUUGUCGACGACACCCUGGCCGGCUCCAAGGGCGGCGCGGCGGCCAAGGCGGUGGUGUACCCCUCGGCGAUGGCGCUGGACGUCACGAUACGCGCGGACAGGCGCGACCACAUCACGCCGCCGGUGCUCACCAUCACGUGA
This is a messenger RNA of Monoraphidium neglectum, 1251 nucleotides long. Its product is annotated as putative Meckelin (Meckel syndrome type 3 like protein). The record is from RefSeq and is a predicted model, not a curated record. The transcript is spliced from 7 exons. Gene Ontology annotation, biological process: cilium assembly. The coding region runs from base 1 to 1251 and encodes 416 amino acids. NCBI's taxonomy places the organism in Eukaryota, Viridiplantae, Chlorophyta, Chlorophyceae, Sphaeropleales, Selenastraceae. Gene Ontology annotation, cellular component: MKS complex; ciliary transition zone.